AUGCCUUCCUACAGCGUGCUCACAAGCACCUACAUGGCUCCCGAAGUCAACCCUCUCACAAACAAAGCAUUAUCAAUUCCAAUUUUCAACCCGAUCAAUCGAUAUGGCAGAGUAUUCUUCUUCUCGUGGCUCGGUUUCUUUGUCGCGUUCCUGUCGUGGUUCGCUUUUCCACCUCUGUUGACUACCACCAUUAAGAAAGAUCUCAACAUGACCCAGGCCGAUGUAGCAAAUUCUAACAUUGUAGCACUCUUGGCCACUCUCCUCAUGCGAUUCAUUUGCGGGCCUUUGUGUGAUAAAUUCGGACCUCGAUGGGUCUUCAUUGGAGUCCUAUUUUGUGGCGCCAUCCCCACUGCCAUGGCAGGCCUGGUCACCACAUCCUCUGGCUUGAUUGCAUUGAGAUUCUUCGUCGGUAUCCUCGGCGCCAGCUUCGUGCCUUGCCAGGUGUGGACCACUGGAUGGUAUGAUAAGAGUGUUGUUGGUUAUGCCAAUGCCCUAGCUGCUGGUUUGGGUAAUGCCGGUGGUGGUGUGACUUACUUCGCAAUGCCCGCAAUCUUCGACUCUCUCGUCAAACAGCAGGGUCUCUCUGACCACAAAGCCUGGAGAGUCGCCUACAUCGUCCCAUUCCUCAUUAUCACCGGCGUCGCUUUGGGCAUGAUGUUCCUCUGCGACGACACCCCAACUGGAAAAUGGUCCGAACGCCAUCUCGGAGGCAUUGAGACUCCCAUGGUCACAUCCAACUACCCAGAUGCAUCAUCGCCUUUCACUUCCGGCACCACAACCCCCAGAAUUGCCAACGAAAAGAUCGACGGCAAGAUCGCUUCUUCCUCGUCUGCUGCCUCUGACACCGAAGCUCAGGUCGACAACUCCAAGGGUGAUGUCAUUGACGAGAUGGUCAUUGCACCAACAUGGCGCGAAACGUUGCAGGUCACUUUCAGUAUCCCCACCAUCUCUCUCGCUGCUCUGUACGCUUGCUCCUUCGGUGCUGAAUUGGCCCUUGACGGCGCCUUGGGUAACUACUACACCAAGAACUUCCCGAAAAUGGGCCAGACCAAGACCGGUGAAUGGGCAGCCAUGUUCGGUCUUUUGAACGUCGUCACUCGUCCCCUGGGAGGAUACAUUGCAGAUGUGAUCUACCGUCGCACUUCCUCCGUGUGGGCUAAGAAGAUUUGGCUGACAUUCUUGGUCAUUGUCACUGGAGCGUUCUUGAUUGCCAUCGGUCUCACAAACCCCAAAAGCGAAGCGACCAUGUUUGGAUUAAUGGCUGGAAUGGCUGUUUUCCUCGAAGCUGCCAACGGCGCUAGCUUUGCCUUGGUGCCUCAUGUGUAUCCUUUCGCCAAUGGUAUUGUCUCUGGUACAGUCGGCGCAUUCGGAAACCUCGGAGGUGUGAUUUUCAACAUUAUCUUCAGAUAUAAUGGCACCCACUACGACCGUUCUAUCUGGAUCAUGGGUGUUAUUACUUUGGGUGUUGGCGUGUUACAAUCCUGGACUCGACCUGUCCCCAAAGAGGCCAUUGCAGGAAGGCGUUAA
Molecule: messenger RNA, 1527 nt
Organism: Talaromyces marneffei
Lineage: Eukaryota; Fungi; Ascomycota; Eurotiomycetes; Eurotiales; Trichocomaceae
Exons: 4
Coding region: 1-1527 (508 amino acids)
Biological process (GO): nitrate transmembrane transport; nitrite transport
Cellular component (GO): membrane
Molecular function (GO): nitrite transmembrane transporter activity; nitrate transmembrane transporter activity
Source: RefSeq, a predicted model, not a curated record